Molecule: messenger RNA, 20133 nt
Organism: Pocillopora meandrina
Lineage: Eukaryota; Metazoa; Cnidaria; Anthozoa; Scleractinia; Pocilloporidae
Source: the annotation of a GenBank genome assembly
AUGCGUACAAGAGAAAUGUUAUUGUGUGCAGCGGGAAGUAUAUUCAAUGACCUCUGCAGGUGCAUGUUUUUAUUUUGUCUCCUAUUUUUCAUGGAGGUAGUGGAACUUUCAGCUGCAGACACUGGACUUAUAAUACUCAUUGGACAAAUUGUCGACUCGUUGACUUCGGUAAUCUCUGGUUACCUCGGCGAUAUGGUUAAAGUACCCGUUCUUUCACAGAAAAUUGGAAUGCGAAAAUCUUGGCAUCUCAUGGCAACGGUUUUUAUGGGCAUCGUGGUUCCUCUCUGCGUCAACCGUUGCAUUCUCUGUAGUGGAAGUCAUCAAACUUGGCUUCCCACCGUCUAUUACGGAUUCUUGUACUCACUGUAUAACAUGUGUUUCAGUGUGGUGGAGAUAAAUCACCUGGCUUUCAUCACAACUUCAGCUGUGUCGGUUGAAGAACUAACAGAUCUCAGCGCCAUCAGGUUUGCUAUGUUUAUAGUAUCAUAUUGAGUUACACUUAACUGUUCACCCAUUUUGUUUGGCUCUUGCCAAAGAUCUACUGGAGGAUAGACGUGUAGUUUACGUCGUCAUCCACACAAUUUUGCCUUUUUAUCAUCUAAAACAAACAGAUUACAUGUUGACGUGGAUUUACAGUUAAAGAUCAUAUAAUAUGUCAAAAUGUGGUAAGAACAUCAGUUAUACACCCGGCUGCGCCUCGUGUGCCGCGAGCACAUUUUGACGACACCUUUGAUCUAUAACAAAUCGGAAGCACGUCAAAAUGUAAUAAUUUGCUAAUCAGAUGAUGACGCAAAGUUUUAAUUUCAUAAACAGACUCUCCUAAACUUACUUUUCAUUACAACCCUAAUAUAAGCGUAAAUCGGUUUACUUAAGUACCAUUGCUUCUUGCUUCGUAAAAGUCAUAAGAAAUAACUCUAAUUUAAUAAAAAAACCUUCUACCUUUGCGCAAGUCUGCUCAGAGCUCCAUUUUAAGUGCUCGAAAAUGUGGAAUUAAGCUUCGUACAGAUUCAUCAGUUUUUAUCAUGCAUUCAGCCGUUGAUUGACCUUACUGGCCAUAAAAGACUGCAACUUGUAUUCCUGUGUGAGGCUUUAGGUUUCGUUUCAAUUGCUCCAAUUAUAACACCCCAUGAAGUUUCAAACAGUCAAUCACGCAGGGAUUUACUUUUGAGGUUGCAUUUAAGGACAGCAUCAAGUUAACUUGUACAUGAUUCAAGAUUCAACUAAUUUGCGAAGUUUUCAUCUAGCAUCUAAUCAUCUCUGGUUAAAAUGCAGACAAGUACAGCUAUUGUGCGCGGUAGGAAAUUUUUUCAACGACGUCUGCCGCCAGCUUAAUUUUUCAUUUAAAAGUUUUCUUUCAAAGAAUCCCGGCGGGCGAAAAUCUUGGCACCUUUUUAUAACAGUUGAGCAUUAUAAUUCCUUUUUUCUUUAACCACUGUUUUCUUUGUAAUAGAAAUCAUGGUGUGUGGCUUUCAAUUGUCUAUUGCAUCUUCUUGAUCUCGGUGUACAACAUAUGUUUGAUCAUUGUGGAGAUAAAUUACCUUUAUUACAACUGUAACUUAAUCCGUCGAGAAUGUACAGCUCUUAAUGCCAUGAAGUUUGCUUCAAGAGACUUUUUUUAAGACACAUAGUUCAUACGGCAAUCGUAUUUGUUUUAAAUAUACUUGUAUAAACUACUUGUAUAACUUUUAUAUAACCCAACUCAAGCACGGACACUCUGAGGUCAUUUUUUACUAACUUAUCUUGUAGGAAUGAUAAACGCGAUAUCUAAAAGCAAUUUUUCUUAUUCUUCUCUUUUUCAUGUUCAAAAGGACAAUGUUCAGCUUCCUAAGUGGUAUUUACAUAUACGUGAUCGCCUGGGGCCUUUUCGGACAAGACAAUACUGAUACUCUGGGACCUGAGAGCCUUCCAGAUUUUGUGGUAAAUAAAUGCGUUAAUAGUUCUAUGCUACAAUAUGCUUUGACAAAUAGGCGGAGGCUGAAUAUAAUGAAAUAAUAAUUAGCGCAAUUAAAAAACGGGUUGGAGAAAUUUGGUUUUCUCUCCCUGCGCUGCCUGGCAGCCUUUCAGCCUCUUUCCACACAUCUCUGCUGGCAUUAAAAAUAUUUUUUUUUGUCCCGAACCUUGCAACUUUCAAGAUCUGACUGUCAAUUCUCUCUUGGAGCUGCUUUACAUUUCCUUAUAAAUUAAUUUUCAGAAUUUAGUGUUGGAUCAAGAUAAAAACUUCUAUCUGAUAAGUACGACUAUUCUCAUCAGCUGUUGGCCGGAGAAUGGAUGUUUACUACAGGGAGAGGUUACAAGUUAAUCAUUUCUGGGAGUUAAAGAACUAAUAUGAUAGUUGAUUAAUUUUUUUCUAAACAGCACCUCUCGUGGAUUGCGACUGGAACAGGACUCUUCUUUGCAGCCAUCUUCCACAUUGGUACAAAGGAACCUCAAAUAUGUCAGAGUAAAGAAAACGCCACAACGGAUCUUACGGUAAGACAGGAAGCAAAAAAGAUAUUUCCUUUUCUUUUCAGAUAUAGGUCAUACAAAAGCUUAUUUUUGCGUUCGGAAAGCAGACAACACCAUGGAGCUAAUAGCGGCGCGCUUGUGCGAUUGUUUCUUCGUUCUUCAUUUGAUUUAUCUACAAGAGGUCUAUUAAUCUGAACGGGUCUUGAAGUUACAUUGCGUGACCAAAGGGAUAGAGGUAUGGUCUACACAUUAUCUAUAGCAACCCAUAAUCCACUCCGGCCACUUUCCCGUUAUUUUGCAGAAAGCUCCUGGAAAAUUCAUUGAAGAGUUUGGACCCGAAAAUGCAAGUAAGUCUAUGUAUAUGUACUGUGGUGUAUUAUUUUAAAAACCGUCGUUGUUUCUAUUAAAAUUGCAGAUGUAACAUCCUCUGCCACAUCAAACAAAGAUGAAAACGCCACUCGUCCUCAUCUUAAGGGGAAUAGGUCUUAUUUUUGCAUGGAGCUUCUUAAUAUCUGGUGUAUUGUUGCCUCGGUAUUUUUGAGAAUCUAUUAACCAUGACUGUGUGCAGGCAUUCCACAAGUUUGAUACAGGUGGUCCCAUCUAGAAAUGUUUAGACAACGUCUUCUUUAAAGCAAAAUAUCUAGUUCAGAAGCGCAUGUCAAUUGGAGAUUAAGAUUAGUGGUCACAGUAAGGAUAUCCAACCCUCAAGCUCUCUUCAGUUAUUUCUAGACUGCAUUCCGCUAAGAAGCUAAAUGUCGACUACGUUAGUAGCUCGAGUUUUACUUCGAAGAACCAGCCGAGUAGAUGGCUAGGAUGGGGCAAAGAAUUUCAUCCGUCAACCUAGCCUUCUAAGGAUCGUCUUUUGGACAACUUUACUAUAACUUUUUUUCCAGCGCAGCGCAAAACCUUUAGCUUAGCUUGGGUUACUCAGAUUUUUCACUUACAAGUUCCAACGGGGAGAGAAGUAUAACAAAAAACAACGAGAAGAAGUCCAGAUAUCCCGUGUUAUAAAAAUAUUAUUGAGAUCAUUUUGAGGGAAUAAAUAUUAAUAGUUGAUCCGACAAAGAGUUAAGACAUGUUCCUAAAGGUGACAUGAUUUAGUUCUAUCGUUGAGCUGAGACAGAAAAAACAGACGUUCGUUAAUUGCUUGUUUUGUUUUUUUUUUGCUCAAGAUUCUAGACGGACCAGUCUUGCUUUUAAGUUUACUAACAUGGUUAUGGCUUCAACUGAAUAUGAAGAACAUCAAAAUGAGAUGGACGGAUGUGGAGAAACCAAAAGCCAUGAAGUGCGUGUCAGAAAACGAAGUCUUCUGCAGAAGUUUGCUGUUGCUAUGUUUGCCGACGGGAAAACUGAUCUAGAAGUACAGCAUUUUGAUAAUGAACGCAAGAAGAGUCUACGAACGCUUGAUUUUGACGACAUCCUGUUGAGACUACAACACGAAGAGCACGAACAACCAACAUGUUUUGGUGCCAUGGAAAACCAAGUUAAAAUGGACGGUAUAGACGAUGAUCAUGCAACUGAUGAAGAGUCGUGGAACGCCAAGCAAGAAGAGAUCAAAAACAUUACUGAUAAAGAUAUGUGGAAAAUGACCAACAGCGUGGCCCCCAAGACAUCUUUUUGUACCGUAUUUAAGCAAAGAAAACAUGGAAUGGUGCUCUUUCCGGAUGAUUGUAAAUUUGGUCUCUCUAACUCUGGAUUUGAAGAUGAUGGAGGUGAUGAUGAUAAGAAGGAAAGCCUUCGCGGUACAUCAAUUAAGAAGCAAAAAAAGUCUGUGACUUUCGAUCCUUCUGGAUUUCUGGAAAUGCCGUCAAUGAAUGGAACAGAACGACAUGGAUUAAAUCUCGAUCACAAGCCUGACAACAAAACGAUUCUGGAUGAAAGUACGCAAGAUUUUCCAAAACGACACGUCAGAAAAAUCGAAAGAAUAGAAGGUUGCGAUGGCACAAAUAAUUCGUUAACUUCAGCGGAUAACCUUGAUCUUCAUGGUAUCCCUGUUCAAUCGACAAGUUCUACAUCUGAGGGAAGACGUCCAAAAGGAAUCAAAAACUGGCUAAAAGAUCCAAACGUGUACACGGUAAACCCUCGUGUUUCCAACUAUCCUUGUUUGUUGAUUUAGUUGACUCCCUGUGAUGUUUUUCUCGUGUUUUAAUUUUCAGUUAGCCAUUAUCUUUACAUGUACACGCCUUGCGGAGGACUCUGUAUACAGCUAUUUACCGCUAUUCCUCACAGAGAGAUUAUCAUUUCCCAAGGUAUAGUUCAAUCUAAAGUGCUCAAUUGUUUUCAAACUCUUUCAUUAUUAUAAUAAUCUCAUCCUACUUUUGUUCUGAAUCAGGCAGCUACCGCUUAUUUUCCACUCGUCCUCUUAACCAGUGGCUCUCUAGCGAGUUCAACGUGUAAGAAACUGAAAGGGAAAAUUGGAAGUAAGGUAAGACCUAGAUUAACAGCUUCUUCUAACUGGUCACUCCACCUUUAUGAUAGUGGAAAUGCAUUGAUUGCGCCAAACGUCGGCUUAUCUACUCGUUGAUAAUGAUUGGCUGAGAGGGGCAAUAAAUCAACGAUCAUCUCAAUGGCUUUAUUUAACUUAAUGGACAAAUGAACCAUCUUUUCUCAAGUAAAGGUAGUCAGAAGUUCGAUUCCUCAAAGGAUUCUCAGACCUUUUCUUCGUUUCUUGCUUGUUACAGAACCAAUAACAACUUUAUUUGUUAAAUUAGUCUUAGUAACUUUCAUACUUUCAUUGAUAUGUACAUCAUAUUGGAGUCGUUUCUUUAAAAUUGCAAAUCUAAUGUCUUUUCCCACAUCAAACUGAACGACAAAAAUGAAAAACGCAAAAACGUAUUGUUGUCUCGGUAUUUUUGAGAAUCUAUAAACCAUGCUGUGUGCAGGCAUGCCACAAGUUUGAUACAGGUGGUCCAAUCUGGAGACAGCACCAAUUUUGCUCGAAAUGUUUAGACAACGUGCUCUUUAAAGCAAAAUAUCUAGUUCAGAAGCGCAUGUCAAAUGGAGAUUAAGAUUAGUGGUCACAGCAAGGAUAUCCAACCCUCAAACUCUCCUCGGUUAUUUCUAGACUGCAUUCCGCCAAGAGGCUAAAUGUCGACUACGUUAGUAGCUUGAGUUUUACUUCGAAGAACCAGCCAAAUAGAUGGCGAGGAUAAGGCAGGGAAUUUCAUCCGUCAACCCCGCCUUCUAAGGAUCGUCUCUUUAGGCAACUUUACCAUAACUUUUUUUUCAGCGCAGCACAAAAGGAUUCUCAGAUCUUUUCUUUGUGUCUUGCUUGUUACAGAACCAAGAACAACUUUAUUUGUUAAAUUAGUCUUAGUAACUUUCAUACCUUCAUUGAUAUGCACAUCUAGUGGAGCUACCUUCUGGCAAGCUUAUUAGUGAUGGGUGGUGCUGUUUGGAGCUAUUUUCAAACCUUCUCCACCAGACAAUCAACUUAUGCACCAGUGGUUAUGAUAGGAAGUGGUCUGUCCAUUAUGUACGUCAUGGCACUGGUCUUCAUUACCGAGCUGAUCGGGGAAAAUAAGGUUAGUGUUUCGAAACAAGUUUUAAUGGUUUCGAUUUCCAACCAGCCAUUUUUGAAAUUGAAAUGACGUGGAAUUUCUUUUGAAUGUUGCAAAACAAAAUCCAAACUCAUCCCAACUCUUUGUCAGAACGAAAUAAAACUCUUACAAGGAGCUAAUGGGAAUUUGUAGUAAAUACAGUUCGAUUGCCUGAAGUUUGGGAAACUCCGAGUUACAUCUGAUCGGUUGAGAGAUUGUUGCGAGUUUUCCAGUCACAGAGGGUACUGAAAAAGAACCGUUUCAGUCGCGGACUAGUUCCGAAACUUGAUUAACACCAUGAUCAGUGUGCGUAUUUUCCAGAGUGCUCUCUAUAUAUUUACCAUAAAACUAACAAGGAGAAUUUUUCUGAAAAUCAAGACCUUCAUUUUGAUUGGCGAUCAUUUACCAUUUUCUCUCUUGAAGUAAAUGUUUGAUUCAGCAGUGACACUGGGAGGAGAAAUUAAAGACCUGUUGGUCUUAGGCCUGGGGGUAAAGAGUUAAAAAUUACGUAAAUGUUAGUACUAAUGUUGGUUUCCCAUCUGAGAUCAAUGAGUUAAUACGGGAAUUUCCUGUCAGGAAACCAGUGGAUCAGUGUUUUCCAUUAUCACUGUAAUCGCCAGAGUCUCAAGCGGUGUACUUAUCAUUGGUAUACAGGAAUUUUAUCCGGAAGAAAGGUUGGUCUAUCAAAUCUUUAUUGUAAUGUACCUUGGAAGGAACAAGAAACAUGCUAUAUAAAACGUUUAGAUGACCAGCCGAUUUGUUCAAACUCGAAAAGUAUAUUCAACAUGUUUGUCUUUACCAGCUUGACCAGGCCAUCCUUGACAAUUUGAAAUUUUAACAACAGUUUUAAAAUUAUGCACGAUUUAGUAAACUCCUCAAUUCCUCUAUUCAAUUUAGAAUCAGCUCCAAUGGGGCGGUUAGCAACUACAUACGGCAUGUGUUUGUAAUGGCGCCUGGAGUAUUAACUCUGGUGGGAUUCUUGCUGGUUUUGUUUUUCCAACCAUUUAACUUUAUCUGCAAAAGUAAAGGUAAGUACAUUGUCAAGCUGUUAGACGUCUAUAACUUGCGUAACGUAUGGAGAAUCACUGCAAAUACUCUGAACUACCCUCUGACGCAAUGGUAUCAAGCGUUCCUUUGUUGAAAUUAGUAAUCUCAUUAAAUGACACAAGCCUGUGUAAAUGCAUUUACCUCGUGAUGGUUCUGCGUCUAUGUAGUACUGCCGGUUUUAUACUUAGAUUUUCAGGUUUGUUAGUCAGUAUUACAUGCGGUUGUCUUUGUUGUCAAGGAAAACUUCCUCUGUCAAUUUAUUCCUCUAGCUUUAGAAGAUGUUGAGGCUCUACAGGGCCAAUCGUCGUUUGAUGUUCCACGUCCAUCGGGAGUCAAAGCAACGUCAAACCACAGCUUGGAUGAUAGUCACAAUACCUCCAUCGUGGUGGGGGAUUCUUGUUCUGGGGACUCAAAACUUUGAAUUCUUUGAAAAUUGCAUUAUGUGUAGAGGCUCCGUCGACCUACUAAAAGGUCAUUGCACAGAUAGGCCCAAGAUUUGGGCCUGCACGAUUUGACUGCUAAUUGUUUCAUUUUCAACAAUCAAGUUAAAAUCAAAGAGAUAGUAUAGUUCGUUUUCUGUCUGUUCUUGUUUAGAUUUUAGGAAAAACCCUUUCACAUGAAAAGUUUUGUGAUCGUAGAAUUCCGUAAAAUAAAAGCAGACAAGUCGUAAAGACCUUUCGCACCAAGAUGAACAAGAGUCUACUUUUGCUAAAUUUUAGAUAAAUAGUUAUCUUGUUGUUUAAUAAUAGUAAUAAGAAUAGCAUAGUAUUUUAAUUGAAAAUGAGUCCAUCAAUGUUCAAAAUUGUUUAGAUCUUCUUGAUUUCUAUUGAUAGCUCAAAGUUUUCCUCGAACUUCGCGCUCAGAAAACUGUUCACAUCUCGGAAUAAAUAAUGUGAACCGUUUAGAUCAAUGGUGGACAAUGCAAGCAGAAGUUUUCAUAGAUUAUAGUUACAUGUAUUAUGAUAUUUUUGAUUUUGAAUAACUGGUAUGAUCAUGUUCGCAGUCCUAAUUAUGCUUGAAACUAACUAAGGAGGACAAGGAGGGUAGGAAGGGUUAAAAGGAAGGGAAGGGGGUGGGGAAGGCUCCUUGUUCAGACUUCGAAAUAAGGUUGUUCAGAGUCAAUAUCUAGACCAGCAUAUUCCUUACAUAAAAAAUGUAACAAGAAGUAGAUGAGAUGUAAACUGACGAGUCUUUAAUUAAGAUUUCAGUGAAAAAUAAAAGUUAACCGUGGAAAUACUAAGUCUAUUGCAGACUGAAAUGUAAAAAAAAUAUUACAGUUUACACCCUCUGAUCGUACCCAGCUUGUUCCUUUCUCCUCAUUUUAGUUUAAGUGUUUUGAAAUUCAAUUUCUUACGUUAGGGUAAAAAAGUUUCUUUGGUUAUUAUUUUAAUAAAAACAUCAGACUUCGAACGAAAACAGGUUGGUAGUAUUGGUGUUUGUUGUUAUUCAGCUGGUGUUCACCACGAGGGUCACGCUCAAUUAGCUACUUUACACGUGAAAUUGCGUGACAACACGUGUUCAGUAAACAAAGUCACUAUCCGACAAUGCUGACAUCGACCCUUGAAACAUUUGAUACCUAAAUCGUGUGCUUAUCGUCAAAUGACACUCCAGCCCAUGUAACUUACUUUACCUCCGUAUGUUUUGAUGAGAAACAGGAAAAUUAUACUCAGGGUUGUUUGAAAGGACGACUGUUUUUGAAGAAGGCUGGAUGACAGUUGGAGAGACCUUCCUUACGAUUGAGUUACAAUUAAGGGUAGUGCGUUUCUUUUAACACCGGAAAUAAAGACAGCCAUUGCGAUACUUCAUUUGGACGUCCUCAGUUUUCAACAGGAUAAGGCAAUCUUAGGUAGGUGUUUCCAUUCGCUUUGACGGAGGGCUAACACUCGAAAAGUCAGCUUUGAAACUCUCUAACGUGUCCAGUUCACAUUAUCAACUCAGUUAUAAAUAAAACCAAGUAAUAUAUGUUAAAAUACGUCUUUGUUUGUUCCAGGUGAACGAACCUGAGAGAGCUUCAAGCUAGCUAAUUUGAGCAUGCGUAGUAAGAGUACGGCCGAGUACGAUUCGCUCCGACGAAUGGUUAACUCUCGAAAAGUCAGCUUUGAAACUCUCUAACGUAGCCAAUUUGCAUUAUCAAUUCAGUAGAUAAAACCAAAUUAUCUCAACAUACGUGCUUGUUUGUUUGUUCCAGGUGAUCGAACCUGACAGAGCUUCAAGCUAGCUAAUUUGAGCACGCGUAGUAAGAGUUAUGCCGAGUGCGAUUCGCUCUGACGAAGGGUUAACACUCGAAACGUCAGCUUUGAAACUCUCUACCGUGGUCAAUUUACAUUAUCAACUCAGUCAUAAAUAAAUCCAAAUUAUCUUAAUGUACGUGCUUGUUUGUUCCUUCCGGAUGAUCGAACCUGACAGAGCUUGAGGCUCGCUAGUUUGAACAUGCGUUGUAAGAGUACGGCUGAGGACGAAUGAAGGAAUCAGGGCCUUUUGUCUCCAAUGGUUUUCUAUUUUCUCCUUUGUUGAAACGUUUCGAUUCUAUGGUUGAGUGGUAUCAAAUUUAGUCGCAAGAAAAAUGGGUUGCUUUCUCUUUUAAUGUACGUGGACAUUAAAAGCACCGCAAAAAUUCAAGAACUUUCCAACUUGUUGACCUAGCUAGUUACGAGCCAUGGAGUGUCUGGUUGUUCCGAUUAACCAUACCUGACUGGGUUUCAGAGAGCCUAAUUGCCUAGUUGCCUAGUCCCCCAAGCCUAAUUGACUUGACUGAGUAAAUCUGUCAGACUGAAUAUGUUCAUGAAUACGUUUGCACUGGACAGGAUACGUGACCCAAGUAAAGAAAAUCUGCCAAACCUUACAGUAAACUUAUAGUUCAAUUGCUGAAAAAAAAAAUAUACAUAUACUUUCCGAAAUUUCUUAUUUGUUACGACACUGGUACAUUGCAUAGACAGGUCGGAAAGUUGUCUUGCCUUAGCAAUUUUUCGAGUGCAGGCCACUGAAAAGACACUUUCCAGCCGAGCUUUCGUUAUUACGGUCAAUUUACCUGGCUCUCUUUUUUCUGUAUUGAUUUCGCUUAGAGAUCUCGAACCGUAUUUCAAGGGUUCAAAUAUUGUGAACCAGCAGACAGAGUAUGCAGAAUAAAUGCGUAUACUAUAUUCACUUUGAAAAUCCCUGGUGAUUCCUGCAAUCUGACUGGGGUCACGAAUCGCACCAUUUCUUUUCUCUAAAUCGCAUGCAUUUCCUAGCCAAUGCAAAAUAAACACUAAAACAUAAUAAUCAAUCUAAAUUUCCCCAGAACCUUUCUUUUUUUUUCCAUAAUAGAACAGCACUCUGUAAAUUUCUAAUGUCGGUGUAGUUACUUAACAACCGCGCGACAAGAGCAAUUUAUAAAUUGAUGGCUGCAAUGCAAAUUUAUUGAAUUGAUGAGAACUCUAAAUAUGAAUUCAAUUUCAUGUUCACUUUGCACAGAAAAGUGCCCUAUAGGCUCGAGUUCACCCUUAAAAUUUUUUCAUCAGCUUUCAACUUUUUAAAAUCUACUAUAUUCUGAUGUACCCAAUUUCCUACUCUCGAUUCAAAUUAGCUCAAGCGAGGCUGUUGGCAAAUACGUGCAAAAUGCCUAAGCAAUGACAUUUGAAGUAUUCUGUUUGAUGGAAUUCCUAUUGGUUUUGCCUCUCCAACCGUCAAAAGUUUGCUUCCAAACGAAAGGUAACAACGUUGAUUUAAAUCUUAAUUCACAUGCCCGUCUAGCAUACUGGUAAUUACGCAGAAUGAUUGAAUAUACACAGACUCCUCUCCAAGCGAAUGGUCACAAAAAUUUAUUCUUUCACGCAAGAUACCGUAUACCCACGCAAAAACUUUCUCCGCUUUUUGUUCUAAUUCCUCUACUUUUGAAAGUAAGUUUGGAGUGUUAUUUCAUAUAUUGUUGUAUGCAACUAAAUGCAAAAUGUGUCAGCAAUGACGUCUGAAGUAUUCUGUUUGGUUUUACGCAAGAAACCGUAUACCGACGCAGAGACUUUCUCUACUUUUUGUUCUAAUUCCUCUGCUUUUGAUAAUAGAUUUGGAGCGUUAUUUCAUAUAUUGUUGUAUGCCCUCCAUUGCAUAACCUUUACGUGUGCCAUUUCUCGUGUGCAGACGCACAGGAUGUUGAGGCUCAAGCAGAUCAAUCAUCGUUUGAUGUUCCACUUCCUCAGCUUCUCUUCGAAACAAAGCAACGCCAAAGGUGUGAUUAGAUGCAAAUCAAAACUCUUCCGUCGCCGCGGUUCAUUGUUUUCCUGAGGACACAAAUCUAUAAUUUCUUUUCAGAAGUAUAAUAUGCGUGGGUUUUGUUGCAUAAAACCAUACACAAGAUUAUUGUAGAGCUACGUUAAUGGUUACGGGAUGUUUUAGUUCUGAGACAGCAGUAUCUUUACUAAUGGAGACCUCAGACAAUGGUUGCUCGAAUAGAACUACCUUGUCUAACAAUUGUCUUUCAAGAAAGACAUAGUGCAAUUACUUGCUUGAGAUUAAAUUGCCAGCAUACGAAAGAAAGUUCAAAGUGAACAGAUGGUUUGCAACUGCAUUUCACUUCAAAUAAUUGCUUUUGCAAUCCACAACUCUAAACUAUUCUAAUUUGUAUCAAUGACUCAAAACAAGCCAAAAUUAGUCGCGUUUGAGCCUGUAAUUAUGCGGAACAUUUUAGUUUCUGCACUUUCAAUUACGUAAGGUCAGUUCGCCGGCUAUAUAAACAUGUUACUUUGAUAUCCAAGUAACGAUGAAGGAGGAGGUUAUUCAGUUCAUAUAUUUCUUCUUCCAAAGAGACGGUAAACUCAUUUCUAAUGUGAAUGUCUUAAAAGCACUACUUAAUAAUCGGCCAAAUGUAGGUCAUGGGAGGUGGCGGUGAACGAGACUUGGCAACAAUGUUUCUCAAUUAACUUCCUUUUAAUUAUGGAAAUUGCAAUAAUUAGUCUACUUAUCAUCAACCCCGAUCUUUAUCAAUUUGAUGACUCUCAAGAAUAAUAAGCUAUAGCCAAGUUCUAGCGUCAAUCUAUGGUUUAGCGAAUUCCUCUAAGCAAGGUCAAUUUAUUGUGUGUGUAAUAAGAACAAAAAAAUUACUGUGGAUACGAAUUGCACCAGACAUCGAAUUAAAUUUUUCUGCUCUUUCACAAUCUACUGUGAUAUUCAAUGGAGAAACCGAACAUUGUCUACCUUAAAAGGGUCAGUAAAACUGCCAAGAAAAGUAGCACCCAGUUAUAGUAUCUAUAAGUUUUCAAACGACGCAAAAGAUUAGCUUACUGCGUUUCGAGCUUGAUUCGUUUUAGUCAGAGUAAAAUAUUGUGAGGGCUGGGGUAGGAAACCUCACUAAGACACUGUUGAUAUGAUUGGCUCUCUGGAAAACAAAAAGCGAGCAGUGAUUGAUGCAUUAUUUUCUUAUCAAGUGGGAACGUCACACACCCAUAUAAAAAUGGUAAAAAUAGGCUUCCCAUAGAAUCGAAGCAGGUUUAAGCGGGGGAAAGAGAGUGUGGCGUGCCCAGACCAAGGAGCCUCGUUUUUACAAUGCGUACAAGAGAAAUGUUACUGUGUGCAGCGGGAAGUAUAUUCAAUGACCUCUGCAAGUACAUGUUUUCAUUUUCUCUCCUAUUUUUGAUGGAGGUAGUGGAACUUUCAGCUGUAGACACUGGACUUAUAAUACUCAUUGGACAAAUUGUUGACGCGUUGACUUCAGUAAUCUGUGGUUACCUCGGCGAUAUGGUUAAAGUACCCGUUCUUUCACAGAAAAUUGGAAUGCGAAAAUCUUGGCAUCUCCUGGCAACGGUUUUUAUGGGCAUCGUAGUUCCUCUCUGCAUCAACCGUUGCAUUCUCUGUGGUGGAAGACAUCAAACAUGGCUUCCCACCGUCUAUUAUGGUUUCUUGUACUCACUGUUUAACAUGUGUUUCAGCGUGGUGGAGAUAAAUCACCUGGCUUUCAUCACAACUACAGCUGGGUCGGUUGAGGAACGAACAGAUCUUAGCGCCAUCAGGUUUGCUAUUUAUAAAAGUAUUAAAUUAAAUUACACUCAACUGUUCACUCAUUUUGUUUGGCUCUUACCAAAGAUCUACUGGAGGACAGACGCAUAGUUUACGUUGCCAUCCGCACAAUUUUGCUUUUAUCAUCUAAAACAAACAGAUUACAUGUUGACGUGGAUUUACAGUUAAAGAUCAAAUAAUAUGUCAAAAUGUGGUAAGAACAUCAGUUAUACACUCGGCUGCGCCUCGUGUGCCACGAGCACAUUUUGACGGCACCUUUGAUCUGUAACAAAACGGAAGCACGUCAUAACGUGAUAAUUUUGCCAGACAGAUGAUGACGCAAAGUUUUUAUUUCAUAAUCAGACUCUCUUGAAGUUACUUUUCACUACAACUCUAAUGUAAGUGUAAAUCGGUUGACUUAAGUACCAUUGCCUCUUGCUUCGUAAAAGUCAGAAAAAAUAAUUUAAUGAAAAACCUUCUACCUAUGCGUAAGUCUGCUCAGAACUCCAUUUUAAUUGCUGACACAUGUGAAAUUAAGCUUCGUACAGAUUCAUCAGUUUUUAUCAUGCAUUCAGCCGUUGAUUGACCUUACUGGCCAUAAGAGACUGCAACUUGUAUUCCUGUGUGAGGCUUUAGGUUUCGUGUCAAUUGCUCCAAUUAUAACACCCCAUGAAGUUUCAAGCGGUCAAUUACGCAGGGAUUUACUUUUGAGAUUGCAUUAAGGACAGCAUCAUGUAACCUUUUACAUGAUUCGAGAUAAUUAUGUUGAAUCUUUAUCCAACUAAUUUGCGAAGUUUUCAUAUAGACUGGUUGCGUCUACUUUCUGUUUAAAAUGCGGACAAGAGAACAGCUAUUGCGCGCGGUAGGAAAAUUAUUCAAAGAAGUCUGCCGGCAGCUUAAUUUUUCAUUUAAAAGUUUUCUCUCAAAGAAUCCCGGUGGGCGAAAAUCUUGGCACCUUUUGAUAACGGUUUUAAUGAGCAUUAUAAUUCCUUUGUUUUUUCAUCGCUGUUUUCUUUGUAAUAGAAAUCAUGGUGGGUGGCUUUCAAUUGUCUCUUACAUCCUCUUGAUCUCGGUGUACCACAUUUGUUUGAGCAUUGUGGAGAUAAAUUAUCUUGAUUACAACUGUUACUGAAUCCGUCAAGAAUGUACAGUUUUAUUGGUGCCAUAAAGUUUGCUUCAAGAGACUUUUUUUACGACAUUGUUCAAACGGCAAUCGUACUUGUUUUAAAUAUACUUGUAUAAACACUUGUAUGACUUUUAUAUAACUCAACUCAAGCACGGACACUCUGAGGUCGUUUUUUCCUAAGUUAUCCUGUAGAAAUGAUAAACGUGACAUCUAAGAACAAUUUUCCUUACUCUUCUCUUUUUCUUGUUCAAAAGGACAAUGUUCAGCUUCCUUAGUGGUAUUUACAUAUACGUGAUCGCCUGGGGCCUUUUCGGACAAGACAAUAGCGAUACUCUGGGACCCCAGAGCCUUCCAGAUUUUGUGGUAAGCGUAGCUUCGAAAAUAAUUCUAUGCUACGAUAUGCUUUGACAAACAGGCGGAAGCUCAAUACAAUGAAAUUUUUAAAAAAAACGCAAUUAAAAAACGGAUCGGAGAAAUUUGGUUUUCUCUUGCUGCACUGCCUGACAGCCUUUCAGCCUCCUUCCACACAUCUCUGCUGGCAUCAAAAACCUUCUUUUUAUGUCCUUAACCUUUCAACUUUCAAGAUCUGAUUGUCAAUUCUCUCUUGGAGCUGCUUUGCAUUUCCUUGUAAAUUAAUUUUGAGAAUUUAGUGUUAGAUCAAGAUAAAAACUUCUCCCUGAUAAGUAUGAGUAUUCUCAUCAGCUGUUGGCUGGAUAACGUAUGUUUACAACAGGGAGAGGUUACAAGUUAAUCAUUUCUGGGAGUUAAAGGGUUAAGAUGCUAGUUGAUUAAUUUUUUUCUAAACAGCACCUCUCGUGGAUUGUUACUGGAACAGGACUCUUCUUUGCAGCCAUCUUCCACAUUGGUACAAAGGAACCUCAAAAAUGUCAGAAUAAAGAAAGCGCCACAACGGAUUGUACGGUAAGACAGGAAGAAAAAAAGAUACUUCCUUUUCUUUUCAGAUAUAGGUCAUACAAAAGCUUAUUUUUGCGUUCGGAAAGCAGACAACACUAUGGAGCUAAAAGCGGCGCGCUUGCGCGACUGUUUCUUCGUUCUUCAUUUGAUUUAUCUUAAAGAGGUCUAUUAAUCUGAACGGGUCUUGAAGUUACAUAGCAUGACCAGAGGGAUAGAGGUAUGGUCUACACAUUAUCUAAAGCAACUUUCAAUUCACUCUGGCCACUUUCCCGUUAUUUUGCAGAAAGCUUCUGAAAAAUUCAUUGAAGAGUUUGUACCCGAAAAUGCAAGUAAGUCUACGGAGAUGUACUGUGGUGUAUUAUCUUAAAACCGUCGUUUGUUCUGUUAAAUUGCAGAUGUAACGUCCUCUCCGACAUCAAACUAAACUACAUAUAUGAAAAACGUUACUCGUCUUCAUAUUAAGGGGGAAAGGUCUUAUUUAUGCAUGGAGCUUCUUAAUAUCUAGUGUAUUGUUGCCUCGGUAAUUUUGAGAAUCUAUUGGCCAUGACUGUGUGCAGGCAUGCCACAAGUUUGAUACAGGUGGUCCAGUCUGUAGACAGCACCAAUUUUACUUGAAAUGUUUAGACAACCUCCUCUUUAAAGCAAAAUAUCUAGUUCAGAAGCGCAUGUCGACUGGAGAUUAAGAUUAGUGGUAACAGUUAGGAUAUCCAAACCUGAAACUCCAGUUAUUUCCAGACUGAAUUCCGCCAAGAGGCUAAAUGUCGACUACAUUAGUAGCUCGAGUUUUACUUCGAAGAAACAGCUAAGUAGAUGGUGAGGAUAAGGCAAGGAAUUUCAUCCGUCAACCUAGCCUUCUAAGGAUCGUCUUUUUGGACAACUUUAUUAUAACUUUUUUUCCAGCGCAGCGCAAAACCUUUAGCUUAGCUUGGGUUACUCAGAUUUUUCACUUACAAGUUCCAACGGGAAAAGAAGUAUAACAAAAAAAAACCAGAAGAAGUCCAGAUAUCCCGUGUUAUAAAAAUAUUAUUGAGAUCAUUUUGAGGGAAUAAAUAUUAAUAGUUGAUCCGACAAAGAGUUAAGACAUGUUCCUAAAGGUGACAUGAUUUAGUUCUAUCGUUGAGCCCUGAGACAGAAAAAACAGACGUUCGUUAAUUGCUUGUUUUGUUUGUUUUUGCUCAAGAUUCUAGACGGACCAGUCUGGCUUUUAAGUUUACUAACAUGGUUAUGGCUUCAACUGAAUAUGAAGAACAUCAAAAUGAGAUGGACGGAAAUGGAGAAACCAAAAGCCAUGAAUUGCGUGUCAGAAAACGAAGUCUUCUGCAGAAGUUUGCUGUUGCUAUGUUUGCCGACGGGAAAACUGAUCUAGAAGUACAGCAUUUUGAUAGUGAACGCAAGAAGAGUCUACGAACGCUUGAUUUUGACGACAUCCUGUUGAGACUACAACACGAAGAGCACGAACAACCAGCAUGUUUUGGUGCCAUGGAAAAUCCAGUUACAAUGGACGGUAUAGCCGAUGAUCAUUCAACCGAUGAAGAGUCGUGGAACGCCAGGCAAGAAGAGAUCAAAAACACUACUGAAAAAGGUAUGUGGAAAAUGACCAUCAGCGCGGCCCCCAAGACAUCUUUUUGUAUCGUACUUAAGCAAAGAAAACAUGGAAUGGUGCUUUUUCCGGAUGAUGGUAAAUUUGGGCUCUCUAACUCUGGAUUUGAAGAUGAUGGAGGUGCUGAUGAUAAGGAGGAAAGCCUUUGCAGUACAUCAGUUAGGAAGCAAAGAAAGUCUAGGACUUUCGAUCCUUCUGGAUUUCUGGAAAUGCCGUCAAUGAAUGGAACAGAACGACAGGAAUUAAAUCUCGAUCACACGCCUGACAACAAAACGAGUCUGGAUGAAAGUAUGCAAGAUUUUCCAAAACAACCCGUCAGAAAAAUCGAAAGAAUAGAAGGUUGCGAUGGCACUAAUAAUUCGUUAACUUCAGCGGAUAAAACUGAUCUUCUUGGUCUCCCUGUUCAAUCGACAAGUUCUCUAUCUGAGGGAAGACGUCCAAGAGGAAUCAAAAACUGGCUAAAAGAUCCAAAAGUGUACAUGGUAAACCCUUGUGUUUCCAACUAUCCUUGUAUGUUGAUUUAGUUGACUUUCUUUGAUGUUUUUCUCGUGUUUUAAUUUUCAGGUAGCCAUUAUCUUUACAUGUACACGCCUUGCGCAGGACUCUGUACACAGUUAUUUACCGCUCUUCCUCACAGAGAGAUUAUCAUUCCCCAAGGUAUAGUUCAAUCUGAAGUGCUCAGUUGUUUUCAAACUUAUUAAUAAUUAUAAUAAUAUCAUCGUAUUUUUUUCCUGAAUCAGGCAGCUACCGCUUAUUUCCCACUCGUCCUCCUAACCAGUAGCUCUUUAGCAAGUUCAACGUGUAAGAAACUGAAAAGAAAAAUUGGAAGUAAGGUAAGACCUAGAUUAUCAGCUUCUUCUAGCUGGUCAUUCUACGUUUGUGAUAGUGGAAAUGCAUUGAUUGCGCCAAACGUCGGCUUAUCUACUAGUUGAUGAUGAGUGGCUGAGAGGGGCAAUAAGUCAACGAUCAUCUUAAUGGCUUUAAUUAACUUUACUCGACAAAUGAACCAUCUUUCCUCAAGUUUCAAGUUUUACUCAAAGGAUUCUCAGAUCUUUUUUUAUGUCUUGCUUGUUACAGAACCAAGAAAAACUUUAUUUGUUAACUUAGUCUUAGUAACUUUCAUACUUUCAUUGAUAUGCACAUCAUAGUGGAGCUACCUUCUGGCAAGUUUAUUAGUGAUGGGUGGCGCUGUUUGGAGCUAUUUUCAAACCUUCUCCAUCAGACAAUCAACUUAUGCACCAGUGGUUAUGAUAGGAAGUGGUGUGUCCAUAAUGUACGUCAUGGCACUGGUCUUCAUCACCGAGCUGAUCGGGGAAAAUAGGGUUAGUGUUUUGAAACGAGUUUUAAUGGUCUCGAGGAGAGACGCAAAAUCUGCUCAGUUCAGUUACAGUGCAUUUUCAACCAGCCAUUUUUGAAAUUGAAAUGACAUGAAAGUUGUUUUGAAUGUCGCAAAACAAAAUCCAAACUCAUCCCAACUCUUUGUCAGAACGAAAUAAAAUCUUUCAAGUAGCUACUGAGAAUUUCAAGUAAAUACAGUUAGAUCGCCUGAAGUUUGGGAAAUUUCGAUUUACAUCUGAUCAGUUGAGAGAUUGUCGCGAGUUUUCAAGGCCAAUCACAGAGGGUACUGAAAAAGAACCGUUUCCGUCGCGGACUAGUUCUGAAACUUGAUUAUACCAUGAUUAGUAUGCAUAUUUUCCAUAGUGCUCUCUAUAAAUUUACCAUGAUACUAAUAGGGAUAAUUAUUCGAACAAUCAAGACCUUUAUUUUGAUUGGCGAUCAUUUACCUUUUUCUCUCUUGUCGUAAAUGUUUGAUUCAGUAGUGACACUGGGAGGAGAAAUUAAAGACCUGUUGGUCUUAGGCCUGGGGGUAAAGAGUUAAAAAUUACGUAAAUGUUAGUACUAAUGUUGGUUUCCCAUCUGAGAUCAAUUAGUUAAUACGGUGAUUUCCUGUCAGGAAACCAGUGGAUCAGUGUUUUCCAUUAUCACUGUAAUCGCCAGAAUCUCAAAGGGUGCACUUAUCAUUGGUAUACAGGAAUUUUAUCCAGAAGAAAGGUUAGUCUAUCAAAUCUUUAUUGUAAUUUACCCUAGAAAGAACAAGAAACAUGGUAUUUAAAACGUUUAGAUGACCGGCCGAUUUGUUAAAACUCGAAAAGUAUAUUCAACAUGUUUGUCUUCACCAGCUUGACAAGGCCACCGUUGACAAUUUGAAACUUCAAUGACGGUUUUAAAAUUACGCACGAUUUAGUAAACCCCUCAAUUCCUUUAUUCAAUUUAGAACCAGCUCAAAUGAGGCGGUUAGCAACUACGUACGGCAUGUGUUUGUAAUGGCGCCUGGAGUAUUAACGCUGGUGGGAUUCUUGCUGGUUUUGUUUUUCCAACCAUCUAACUUUAUCUGCAAAAGUAAAGGUAAGUUCAUUGUCAAGCUGUUAGACGUCUAUAACUUGGGUAACGUAAUGAGAAUAACUACAAAUACUCUGAAUUACCCCCUGACGCAAUGGAGUCAAGCGUUCUUUUGUUUAAACUAGUAAUCUUACCAAAUAACACAAGCCUGUUUAAAUGCAUUUACUUCGUGAUAGUUUUGUAUCUAUGUAGUACUGCUAUCCAUGCUAAGUUAAUAAGACGGUUUUAAACUUAGAGCUUCAUGUUUGUUAGUCAGUAUUACACGUGGUUGUCUUUGUUGUCAACGAAAACGUCUGUCAAUUUGUACUUUCAGUUUCAGAAGAUGUUGAGGCUCUACACGGCCAAUCGUCGUUUGAUGUUCAAGUUAACCAAUGUACAUCGGGAGUCAAAGCAACGUCAGGCCACAGCUUGGAUGAUAGUCACAAUACCUCCAUCGUGGUUGUGGAUUCUUGUUCUGAGGACUCUAAACUUUGAAUUCUUUGAAAAUUGCAUUAUGUGUAGACGCUCUGUCGACCUACUUAAAGGUCAUUGCACAGAAACGCCCACGAUUUCGGCCUAUACAACCCAUAACUGUUUUAUUUUUAACGAUCAAGUUAAAAUCAAAGAGAUUGUAAAGUUCAUUUCCAUCUGUUGUUCUUUAGAUUUUAGGAAAAACUCUUUCACAUGAAAAGUUUUGGAAUCGUAGAAUUCCGUAAAAUAAAAGGAGACAAGUCGUAAUAACUUCUCGCACCGAGAUGAACAGGAGUCCACAUUUCCUAAAUUUUUUGAUGAAUAGUGAUCUUGUCUGUUUAAAGAUAAUAAUAGUGUAGUAUCUUAGUUGAAAAUGAGUCUAUCUACUUUCAAAAUUUUUUAGAUUUUCUUCUUUUCUAUUGAUAGCUCAAUGUUUGCUCGGAAAACUGUUCACAUCUCGAAACAAAUAAUGUGAACCGUUUAGAUCAAUCGCGGACAAGCAAAAGUUUUCAUACAUUAUAGCUAAGUGUAUUUCGACAUUCUUGGUUUUGAAGAACUGCUAUGAUCAUGUUCACAGUCUUAAUUACAUAACACUCGAAGGGUUAACACUCGAAACGUCAGCUUUGAAACUCUGUAAGGUGGCC